UCUUGAACCUUCACCAAAGAGCAGAGACUCUCUUACGACACACCUGAAACAGCGAGAUGUGUGAUUACACAACCCUCCUGAUUGCAUCACUGCUCACAUCUGUUGGCUCACUAUCUGUGGAGUCAUCCGGGCUGGAUCACCAACAGGGCCACGAAAACCUGUCAAACCAAGGUUCAUUAUGAUGCAACUCGUCUGUGGGGUGAUUAGCUGUGACUUUAAAGAGACUGUGUGAAUCUGCAGACUCAUAAAAGGCGAUGUUUUAUCUGAUCUCAGGCUGUCAGAAUCGAGAUUGAAGACUUUCAUGUCCUGAAGACGCCGGCAGCUGCAGGAGCACAUGGAGCAAAGAGGUUGAUUUAAAGAGGAUGAAUAUCUGGAGACUAAUUGGUGGAAUAAGAGAAGCAGUUGAUUCAUUAAUGAGACUGAGGCCUGAGGUAUCAUGGAUCAGGACUCUGAAGUAAGAAUCUGAUGUACAGCUUCCAUAAAAGGAGGUUAAAGAAACAAGGUCCUGAUCCAGAAUCAUUAAACCGAGACAUGUCAGAUCUCGACUAGACAACUCUAGAGAGGCUUCAGACUUCUUAAAACACAGUUUGAGUUUUGUGGAACAUUUAUUCUAUUUGUCAAUGUGAAAAAAGGGCAAUUUCACUGCUUCUGGUUUGGUGUUACUUCCUGGAACGGAGGCUAUGAAAAAGGAGUGGUGGGUGAUGUGCCACUUUCGCUGCAGAGUCUUUUUUUGGACAUCGAAUGAUGCUAGAUGACUGACAAGAUUUCAAAAAGGGGAAUUAGAGGACAGCAUAUCAGUGCUAUGGAGUGAGACCGUUUGAGAAGGCCCCUCUCUGGUGCUGCUGUUACCAGGAGUAUGAACAUGUUGCUGCUGUGUGCAGAGGGGUGAAAAGAUGUGGGAAAUAUGGUGAGAGUGAGUUGAAUGGUAACUGUGAAAUUGAUAAAGAAAAGGCAUCAUGUCUACACUGUUGAGGGAAACACUUCACAGGGUCUUCCCCAUGUCCUAAGCCGUGAGAAGGGGGGAAACACCCGAGGAGGAGGUCACUGAGCGAAAGGAAGAGGAACGAGGAGAGUCACCUGAAUGUUGAAGAUGUUACUGAAGAGGAGCUGGACCUAACACUGAGAGAAGGACUGGAACAGGCCCAGGCAACUGUGUCUGGGUCCUGGAGUGGUUGGUUUUGGAGAACGCUGUAACUAGUUGUAAUAAAAUCCAGAAGGUGGCAGUAAUGCACUAAAUAUUGAAGCCAACCACCAAAUAAAACAACACAAGAAGAAGGUGAAGUGUCACACCUGUGUUGAUUACCCUGUGUUUUUACUUGCUCUGUUUCCCCUUACCUGUAAGUCUUCGCCUGUGAACACAAGUCUUCUUCAGUGUUUCUCGUGGAUUUUGAUUUAAGUAGUUUAUUAUUUUGUUUAUUAAAACCUGCUUUAGUCUGCAUUUUGGAUCCUGCACCUUUUGUUUGCCUUCUCAACAUGACACAGCAUCCUCUAUGGCAGAAACACAAAGGCCCCAGUUUGUUAGACACAGGUGAUACCCUGCUGCUGUCAUCAUUAGGAAGCAUCAAGGUGUACUCUGGGCAUGGAGCAAGAUGGACGCCAGCAACACUCUCCAAACUGAAAGGACCGACGCUGCUGCUGCUGCUGCUGCUUCUGCUGCUGCUGCUGCUUCCUCCCCGGAUAAAGAUCCUCCUGGUAUGAAGGAUAGGGAGCUGCUGGAGGCGUCCCACGGGCAUGUUUGUCCUCUGGCCGUUCAGCCCGUGUGUCUCUGCUCUGCACACAGACGCUCUGGGAAGGAGAAGAGGGACCGUCUAAAAAUAAACUGACACUCAGCACCAGCAGAAAAACCAAACCAAACCAACAAAUUAAAAAGGACAAAGAGGAGCUUCUUGUUUUCGUCGUUUACACCCUGUCACACUCGCUCUCUCUGAUUCUGUUCCUCUGUCCUCAUUUUGGCCUGAGAGGAGGUCAUGUCCCAGUCUGGUAAAGUCCUUCAUUUGUAUGUGGAAGUGAGGUCUGCCCCAGAUCAGAACGGAGGGAAGGGGGGGUUUGGAGACAAAGGAGAACGGGUUGCUCAGGAGCGUUCAAUUAAGGACAGUCCAGGAGAACUCCUGUCUCAGCUCGCCAGCCAGACAACCUGCAAGACCAGCAGCAAGACCUCUACACCCCAGCGUCUGGCUCAGGACUGCACACACACACACGGCACAUCUCCUCCUAGAAACAGCGUCAGCUUUCAGCCGCAGCAGGCCAGCAGCUCCCCUAAAGUCACCAAGCGCUGGAGUGCGCCCUGUGAUGGAGUUCACUCUCCAAAGAUGUUCUCUCCUGGAAAAGUUACCGUUCCUAAAUCGUCUCCGAACUGCCCGAGGUUAAAAGAGGGAGAAGUCAGCGAUGGUAAGCGGUCCGUGGUCACCUUCAGUUACAUCGAGAAGUCGAACGUUCAGACCAUGGACAGUCCACGCAACUCUCCAUGUGAGAGGAGAACCCGGGAGGAUCGAUCCAAUCCCUGUUAUUUUCGUAAAAGACUCAGUGACCCAGUUUGGUUUGGGAGUCCAGAUUCAUCGUGCAGCUCUAGUCCCAAACUGACUUUCAGAUCUCCUGGAAGUCACCAGCAGACGUUCUCUCCCGGCUUUCGCCAACCCCACUUGGACCCCAUCGGCAGGGCAGCUACCCAGCGGGCUGUGGAGGAGUUCGGCUCUCCUUUACUGAGGAUCAAACUCGCCCAUGCGCUCGAGAACAUACCGUCUUCACGCUACAACCAACCACGAUGUCAGUCCUGGGCCGGGUCUCCUGUUCAGCGUCAGAACAUCAGCAUGCACCCCAAAGACCACAUCACAGACAGGAGCCAGGCCUUUGGGCCAGGCUUUUGGAGUCCAGUAUCAGACAAGCUGUCCUCCAAGUCCAGGCAGUCUCCACUCUCUAAACCAGAGUGUCAGAGUCCUCUUCAUUGGUCUGGAGAGGACAGAUCUACGUCAGGCAGUCCAGCCAGCAAAAGACUCGUUCACAGUCACAGGACCUGCAACAGAAGCACUUCACCGCAGGGAGCAAUCCUACAACUUGGCAAUAAUGUUAUAGAGGGCUUGAACCAGUUAAGUGACAGUAAAUCUUCCUCUCCCGCUCAGAGUCCUGAGGUCGCCCGCAGGCUCGCAGAGGAGGCCACCAAAGUUUCCUCUAUUUUCACAGAGGCCAGGCGGUCCUCGCUGCACAACGCUUUAGGCGAGCCUGCAGGAGAAUAUCACAACUCAGCAACAAACGCACAACAGUCAAAGCAAACGCUCAAGAUGAACAUCCCUUUAAACGACCAACAGACGCCAGCAACUGACAACAAUGAUUCUCACCAGCUUGAUAACUCUACCUUGCAGUCGCAGACACAAGAAACGAACUCUCUCAAUAACUUUGAAUCAAACCGGCUGGACUGCAGUCAGAGGUCUCAGCAGCAGAGCUCCACCGUAUCCACGCCUCACAGUUCCCCCGCCAUCCCUUCACGUGUGUAUCGCCCAUCUCAUCCUCCCACCGACCUCGGCUCACCUCUGAGGGAUCCGAGGCUAUUCCAAGCUGAGCUGCGAUCACCGGAGACCCCCACCCUGCAUCGUCGUCAGCCCCCGCAGUACACCAGAGAGAGCUGGGCCUCGAGCGCAGACAGAGGAGACCUGAGCUGCUUUGAGAAAGGGGACUGCACGGAGCUAGCUCGGAGACUCUUUAUCAAUCAGGGUGUUGAAGAGGCACCGGUGAGCUGGACGUCCAGGCAGCAGUGGAGCGAUCAUGUAGAGAAGAGCCCGAAUCCAAGCCCAGAGCCUGGGUCUGGGUCUGUAAGCAAUCAAAGUACAGAUUGUCGAUCCGGUAGUCGUCGCAGGCCGCUCAGUCCCACAGCUCAGCAGAAACGUGCUGAGCAGAGGAGGAGGGAGAUCCUGCUCCUUGGACCUGUGGCACUUGAAUCCCCUGAUGAAGAUGAAGGCUGUGACGAGGAGGGCGAGGGCGAUGAGGCGGAUGGAUUUGGGGUGGGGCAGCAGCCGGGCCUGCAGAGAGCAGAGGAGCCGGCAGAGGGGGAGCAGAACGGAGGGAUGGGAGGGUCGUCUUCACGGAGCUCCAGCGGGGUGACGGGCAGCUUGGGCGACAGGGACUGUGUGUCCCCAGAGUCCAGUCAGUCCAGCCACCAGAGCAACGAGACCGGGGCCGCCACCUCAGGAAUACAGACGGACAGUGGCUGUGCGGUGCCCGUGCCCUCUCUCCACUGCCAGAGGAUCGCUCGUGCCAAGUGGGAGUUUUUGUUCGGGACCCCUGCUGAGGAGGCUGCCAGCAGGGGGGAGAAAAAUUAUCUGGAAACCUCCACAGCUCCUCCCAGUGGUAACUCCAGUGAGUCUCCCACCCCGACUCCCCCCUCCUCCCUGCCGAUGCUCUCUGCCAAUCACGAGGUCCAGCACGUGGAGGUCGAGCUGGUGACCCCUCCUCCGACUAUCAUCGGGACUUCGCCCAAAACCGGCAUCAUCCGGCGCACUUUGAAGUACUCGGAAACCGACCUGGACGCCGUUCCUCUGCGCUGCUACAGAGAGACGGACAUCGACGAGGUGCUGCUGGCCGAGCAGGAAGACGCAGACUCAGCGUUUGGGAGUAACCGCAGCGUUCAGGGCACCUCGGGGACGGGAAGCAGCCCUCUGGGAGGUCAGGCCUACAGGGGGAUGAAUGGGGAGGAGGCAGGGGUGAAGGAGGAGGAAGAAGAGGAGGAAGAUGAUGAUGAGGAAGAAGAUGAGGAAGAGAUGGUAAGCUGGGCCAGCGUGAGGAUGCAAGGGGACAACAGGAAGCAGCGGUCAGCGGCGGAGGAGGCGCCUGAGGUGUUCGGUCACCUUCUGAAGAGGCCGAUGGAAACUUUUUUUGACAACCACCAUCCGGCCCUGAAGUCCCCCAUCCUGGUCUCCGGUCCUCGUUUGGCGGCGGAGGACACCUUCAGCCGCCACUUCGAGAGCAUCAUGGAGUCUCACCGCGCCAAAGGGACGUCGUACAACAGCCUGGACAGCGAGGAGCUGCUCACGUCCAGCACCCAAACGGUCCUGACCUUUGACCUCCCCACACUAACCCCUGCUAUCCACGCUCCGGUCUGCCAGAGCGCCCGGCAGAUCGUGCAGCUCAGCUUCGCCCCGCUGGCACACGAUGAGAGGCCCAGUCUGUCCGAUUCUAUCUUUACGAUGACGGGGGACUCGGACGCCACCAGAGCACCGUCCAGCGAGAGGCUGAGCAGCGGGUCAGACGACACGCCGCACAGAGGGCAGGACUGCACUCAGCUGGGGAGCAGCUGGUACAGCAACCUGUCUUUCACUUUACCAAGCAGGGACAAGGCCCGUCUGGCAACAGACUCUGAGCUGGACCAGGACCUCAGUGAACGGCUCGGUCUGGGCAGCAGCGACACCCUCACCAACGGCAGUAACCGUGCUGAUGUGGCGGCCGCCAAACGCUUGGCCAAACGUCUCUUCAACCUGGACGGCUUUAGGAAGUCUGAUGUGGCGCGACACCUCAGCAAGAACAACGAUUUCAGCCGGAUGGUUGCAGAAGAGUAUCUGAGUUUCUUCAACUUCUCAGGCCUCACUCUGGACCAAGCACUGAGGACUUUCCUCAGGCAGUUUGCCCUGAUGGGGGAGACUCAGGAGAGGGAGCGGGUGCUGUCACACUUCUCUAAGCGUUAUUUGGACUGCAACCCGAGAGUCAUACCGUCAGAGGAUGCAGUUCACACUCUCACCUGUGCUGUCAUGCUGCUGAACACAGAUCUGCACGGUCAAAAUAUUGGCAAGAGGAUGUCGUGCACGCAGUUCAUUUGCAACCUGGAAGGACUGAACGACGGCCAAGAUUUCCACAAGGAUCUGCUUAAAGCGCUCUACAACUCCAUCAAGAAUCAGAAGCUGCAAUGGACACUCGACGAGGAAGAGCUGAGGAAGUCGUUCUCGGAGCUCGGGGACAGCCUGUGCGACUCCAACGCCUCCAGAUCCAUGAAGCGGGUGGGCAGCAGUGGAAAGCCCCUGUCGGAGGAGAUGGAGCCCUCUGGAGCGCUUUUAUACAAGAACGGGUUCCUGGUCCGCAAAGUCCACGCCGACUCAGAUGGCAAGAGAACACCGCGAGGGAAGAGAGGCUGGAAGACCUUCUAUGCCAUCCUGAAAGGACUCAUCCUCUACCUGCAGAAAGGUGAAUACAGGCCAGACAAACAGCUCUCUGAGGAGGACCUGAAGAACGCCGUGUCUAUCCACCACUCGCUGGCCAUGAAGGCUUCAGACUACAGCAAGAGACCCAACGUGUUCUACCUGAGGACCGCUGACUGGAGGGUUUACCUCUUCCAGGCACCGAACGCAGAGCAGAUGCAGUCCUGGAUCACACGGAUCAACACGGUGGCUGCCAUGUUUUCAUCUCCUCCCUUCCCAGCAGCCAUCGGCUCCCAGAAGAAGUUCAGCCGGCCGCUGCUGCCGGGAACAAUGUCCAAACAGACUGAGGAGGAGCAGGUUCGCUCACAUGAAGCUCGAUUUAGAGCCCUCUCCACUGAGCUCGCCGAGCUGCGCUCAUUCCCUCCUGAUCGCAAGGUCAAAGGUCGCGAGCUGGAAGAGUACCGCCAGCGAGAUGAGUAUCUGGAGUUUGAGAAAACACGGUACGGGACCUACGUGAUGCUGCUGCGAGCCAAGAUCCGGAGCGGUGAGGAGGAUUUGUCUGUGUUUGAGUCUCUGUUAUUGGAGGACAACAGCCUGCAGAGAGCUCACUCCAGCCCCACGCUGCAGGACAGCAGCCAGGCCAGCCAGAUCAGCCAGGCCAGCAGCACCAGAGACGGAGGCACCAGCAGCAAAGCCAGCGCCUGCAGCAGCAACAAACCCCGACAGGAGGGACAGAGACACAGCUACAGACAGGCCGUCAAGAAGUGAGGCGGGGCGGGGGCGCCGGGAGCGGCACAGCGUUGCACUGCCAGCGGCGGGCUGUCUCCCUGCACAGGUUUUUAUUUGAGAUCCAGGAGGCUUUGGAGCUCUGCUUGAAGGGGGAGCAGGAGUGAGGGUCUACCCCCACGCCCUCCCCCGACCACAACGCCCCACCCGGCACCCCAAUCUUCUCGUCUACCAGAGGAGGGCUGCCAGGGAAACAGCAGCCAGGAUGUUGGUGCAGGAGGUGGGAAGGUCACACACGUGCAGAGACGAGGUGUCUUUGAGAGCGGACGCUGGGUGCAGCAGCAGCAGACUGAUCUGCAGCGUGAAACAGAGAAAGAUGGUGCUCAAAAACCUGAACACCACACACGAAGGAACAUCCAGCAUCCUUUACGUUUCUCUUCUUUCAUUCUUUCAAGGCACCUCUCCAACCAGAAACAUUCUCCCACCUUUAUCUUGACUUUUUCCACUCAGUUCUGGGACCAAAUAUUUUAAAACAUCACAUUUUAGACAACUGAUGGUUUGUUUGAUGUGUGAGCGCUGCAGGACCUUGAAAGCAUCACCAGGUCUUAUGGAGCCAUUACAUUCCAGCUCCUUUUUUUUUAAACCACAUCCCCGUGGUGUGUUCACAUUCCACACAGGAGCAGGACGUUACAGCUUUUGCUCCGCUUCACUCACGGUGGUAUGAAGACUGGGCACCACGUGUGAUGCUGAAGGGCGCGGCUGCAGGAUACCGACGUGACGAGACGGCGUCGACUGGUCUCUCCUCUCCUCUCUAUCGCUGGUGGUGUGCCGGUCAGAGGCAGAAACAUCAGUAGAAGCUGCUCCUGAUGUGCAGCGAUGUAACUGCAUCUCAUCAAGAGAUUUUUUUUUUUGUUGCUCUACUUGAACAGGCGAUCUCUUUCUGCUUCUGUCCCCGUGGUUGUGCUUCUGUUCUCUUUCUAUUUCUUGGCUGAGAGUUUGUUUUCUCAGUGAUCCGCAUGCCUGCAUCCAGCACAGCUUCUUUUAGGCCUUUUACUGCUUUGAGGACAAGAGUCGUCCUCUGUGGGGUCAUUUCUCUUCAUGCCGGUGCCAUAAACCCAACAUGUCUGUACCUAUAUCCUCUCAUUUAGACCCACUCACCAGGCAGACCCUGAAUGUUCUUGUUUUUUCAGUAUUUUUACAGUAUUUUACAGCCGUUUGUUGAUGUUGAACCUUAUUCCACCUGUGUAUGUCAAGUGUAUGAUGAAUAUUGUAAAAGGAACUAUGUUACCCAUACUCUUUGUAAGCAUCCAGGAUAUGUUGUAUAUAUAUAAUGCACCAUUAUAUUGUAGGACAUAUGACGACAAAGUAUAUUUACAAUAUAUUCAGUACACUGUUGUGAAGAAGCAUUAAGUACGAGUCCAAAACGCGCUACACAAGAGUCAUGUCUUCUUUUCUUACAUGGCAUUAAUAGAUCAGCAUAUUAUGGGUAUUAAAGUGAAGCGUAUGAACCUAUCAGAGAUUAGUACGAUGCAUUAGAAAAGAUGGCAGAGGACGAAGCUGUAAAAAGAGGAACGUUUUCCACAGGCGGAGCAUGGUUCGCUGUGAACUAGCAUGACUUUAAAGGGAUCAGGUUUGAAACUGUGGAAACGCAUGAAGAAGAAAAAGAACGUAGACGAGGGGCGUCACAGAUUUUGGUAGCCAUACACACCUCAUAGCAUCAUCGAUGUAUAGCCAUCCUCUACUCAGGCUUUAACACCUUGAACAGCUGCAGCGCCAGUGUCUGACCAGCAGGGGGAGCUGUUCAGUUUUUUCAGCCAUAAUCACACCUGCUGCACCUGCAGUGAAUAUGCAUGGCAUCGCCCGCUCAGCUGAGGCCGGGGGAUGGAAACUGCAGGGCUAAACCAGACAAGAGCUGUUUGUAUUAUUAACUCUGGAUGUCAAUGUGUGAGUGUGUGUGUUUUCAUGUGUGUGUGUGUUGCUGUAUGUGUGUGUUGGCGUGUGCAUGCUGUGACUGUUCCAUGUUGUUUCUUCAUCCUUUGAAUGUGGGCUUUGUUAAUUUUUGAGAAGGGGGGUCAUGUAAUCUUCAGGCUGCCUCUGGAUCACGUCCUGCCUGCAGAAGCCAAUCAAUCAGAGCGUUUCUCUCCAUCUCUCGUCGUACGUGAUGUUAAACCAGAAAAUCUUAAGGUUUGGGACUGUUAAUGAGACACAAAAAUAGCAAUUCAAAGACAUUUAUACUGCCAUUUUUUCACUUCUUUCUGGUGUUUUUGCCAAACAAAUGAUUGUUCUUCAUGAAAAUAAUCAUCCCCUGCAGCUGAACUCAUCUGCACCCUCCUUCCUGUCGUUCUUCUCCUUCAACUCCACUGCUAGGAAAGAUUAUGGAUACAUCAUUGCCAUAGCUGACAUCCUGGUCAUGUGACUUUUCAUUAUAGCUCUGUGUUUGUAACUAAUGUUUGAUUCUGCCGUGUAUAAUGUGGCCAAACUGUCAGAGAGCACACAGACUCAUGUGGAGCACCAAUCAGGGGCUUCUGAGGGGACAGAGAGGACUUUCAUUCAGGAUUAAAAUCUAAAUAUCAGACCAAACAAUCAUUUAUGUUCCUUUAUGGAGAUCUUGUUACUCAAGCUACAACCAGUCUUGACAAAUUAAAUUAAUUUCAGCCAUUUUUACUCAUUAAAGUCAAACUUUGAUGGUUUUAUUUCAUUAAAGCUCCUAGGAGGAGUUUUCUGGUUGUGAAGCAGGUUAAAAUUGACAGUGAAGCCUCUUUAUGACGUACAAAAGCAAAGAAGACCACAAACAACAACAGGAAGGAGGCAGGAGUCAUACCCAGUGACUGUUUUUUAAAGCUCCUGUGAGCAACUUCUGGUUUGGCGCCCCCUGUAGGCAAAGAUGUGCGUCAUAUCACUUUUCUAGUCUUGUACUGUACAACCUAAAGUAGCAUUUUCUGACAAAAAAAUCUCAUCCUGUGUGACUAUUUGUUGUCAAAAUGUAAAGAAAGGCUGUUUCUUGAGUGUUGUCAAUCAUCUAAUUUGACGCCUACCCCCUCACAGCGAUUUCAGGCAUUAAUAAUUACAUUAAAUAAAUUGUCGCUCUUCAUGCUGAUGAUGUGGUUUGCUCUCGUAGCUAGUAAAGAGGCAGACGUUUGAAUUUUAAUCUGUUUUACAACCAGUAAAAAACUUCUCAAAGGAGCUUUAACCUGGAUACCACGCCUCCAUGCUCCUCCCACUGUGACAUGUGACACCUUAACCUCGCUGACAUAUCACGCUAGUGGAGCUAACGCUUGCACAGAAGCUGGUGGGCUGAUGUCGCCCCCCUUUUUACGAACAAUAACACGUUUCCUUGAAACACGUUUUUCCCGCCAAUCUGGAAAAGAACGCUGCAGGAGCUCUCAUUGGUUCACAGAGCUGUCAAUCAAUCACAUCAAAUAUCUAACUUAGCAAAACUUCCCAGAAUAUUUAGCAUGAAUUAGCACGAUAAGACCAAAAUUAAUCUGGAGAAACCACGAGUAGGAAGAAUGUGUUUGAUGUAUAAUUUCAUUUUAAAGUUUGAUCCUUGCCCCAUCUGUCAACAUGGAGGAGGCGGGGCUUAUAGGUGAUAUUGCAGCCAGCCAGUAGGGGGAGUUAUAACUAUUUGGGCUUCACAGUCAGUGAAGAAAGAUUAAAAAGAAAACAGGAUGAGAUUUUUGUGAGAAAAAAAAAAAACCUUAGGAUGUUUAGGAUGAGAUGCACAUCUUUGCCCACAGGGGGCGCCAAAAUCAACACACUGAAGGGUCCUCACAGCAGGAAUUCUCAUUGGCUUUCUCGGGGUUUAAAUCACACUGCAGUUAAGAAGGAGGAUCUCAAAAGUGAUGUUUAUUUACCUGGAGACUAAAAUAGAAUCCUGUUGUAACUGUCGCUGACAUUAUUGAUUCCUUAUAGUCACAUUUUUGUUGCUUUCAGCGACUUAGAUUCAAGGAUUUGUUGUUUUUGUCCGUCAUUAAAACUGACUGAACAGUUUUCUUUUGACAUUUUACGACAAAACUAUUCCUCUAUAGUUUCAUAGUUUUCAAUUCACCUCCAAAUAGUGCAACAACCUGACCCGACAGCAUGUGACGGGUAUUUUGGGCGCAGGCUCCAUACUCUCUGUACAGUAUGGAUGGAUGUCUUAUAGAAAGGGAGGCAGCUCCACCUUGACAGAGUCUCCAAGGUCCUCCCCUCCCCUCCUCCCCCUUCCAUGUGUUGUCUCCACUCCCUUACAUCAAAGAGCAGCUGCAGGAUCUCCACAGCAUCGGUUAGCAUGAAAAUGUCUGGUUCCCCUGGUGACGGCUGUGCGAUGCUCAUGUGAAAGUCACCCUGUGGUUCUGUGUGCGUUCACGGCUGCAGGAUUUACCUCCGUUAAAGCCGCAGUGCAUGUCUGCAGCCGUCUGGACAAACUGUUCUGUCCACCUCAUUUCUGAAUGUAAAUAAAGCAUGAGAUAUUACGGCCUGCGUUCAUUUAUAUUAUGGUUAAAGUAUUAAAUGAAGGGUUAAUAUAUAAAAUAGGUCAACAUUUUUUUCCUGUCCUUGAGCUCAUGGUCAUUUUUGUUGUUUUUGUUUUGAUUUCUCUCAAUGUGAACGAAGGAAGUGGAUAUAUUUAACGCUGUCGUAUGCUGUUGUUGUUUUAGAGAAUCGAGCCAGCUCAAACGAAUCUUUUUACACGUAGAGGUCUGAUCUGAUCCGUCUCAGUGUUUUUUAGACUGGUGCAGGUUCAGUGAGGCAAUGUUCAUUUUAUGCUACACGCACAGUGAGCUACAUGUGUCACUGCCUUGUUUAAAACUCACCAAGGAAAUGUUGUUUGUGAGCCGCUCACUUUGAGAGGCAGAAGAUGAAAAUAAAAGUGUUUUUGAAGGUUA
This is a messenger RNA of Notolabrus celidotus (New Zealand spotty), 11707 nucleotides long. RefSeq lists its product as uncharacterized. The transcript is spliced from 18 exons. NCBI's taxonomy places the organism in Eukaryota, Metazoa, Chordata, Actinopteri, Labriformes, Labridae. Bases 1968 to 6884 code for a protein of 1638 amino acids. The record is from RefSeq and is a predicted model, not a curated record. Gene Ontology annotation, biological process: regulation of ARF protein signal transduction. Gene Ontology annotation, molecular function: phospholipid binding; protein binding; guanyl-nucleotide exchange factor activity.